AUGAACAUUUGUCUUCCUGUAUAUUUUUUAUUAUUGCCUAUAUCAUUUCUAAAACUCAAAAAAUUCUCUCUACUCUUUCGCUCUCUUUCUCUCUACUCUCUCUUUCUCUCUACUCUCUCUUUCUCUCUACUCUCUCUUUCUCUCUACUCUCUCUUUCUCUCUCUCUCUUUCUCUCUCCUCUCUCUUCCUCUCUCUCUCUCUCUCCUCUCUCCUCUCUCUUUCUCUCUCCUCUCUCUUUCCUCUCUCCUCUCUCUUUCCUCUCUCCUCUCUCUUUCCUCUCUCCUCUCUCUUUCCUCUCUCUCUCCUCUCUCUCUACUCUUUAUGCUGGCUUACAGCCAUAUCACAAAGUUAAACAACAACAAGCCUUCCAUAGAAAAUGAAUCGAUCCAUCAAAAAACAAAUUAUCACUUGCCCUCUCUUCUUUCUCUCUCUCUCCUUUCUUCUCUUUCCUUCCUCUCUUUCUCCCCUUGA
Molecule: messenger RNA, 471 nt
Organism: Acanthosepion pharaonis
Lineage: Eukaryota; Metazoa; Mollusca; Cephalopoda; Sepiida; Sepiidae
Source: the annotation of a GenBank genome assembly